AUGAAACACCUGUCAUCAAAAGAAAGAGAAGAGUGUCUGGAAUACGUAAAACAAGAGAUGUUAUUAGUGGAUGUUAAUGAUCAUGUUGCUUCACCUGGCGCAAAGAGGUCAGUUACAACAACAGCCAGUAAUUCAUCGUCGUAUAUGACAGAGUUCUACAUGAAUGAGGAAUAUGAUGAUGAUGAUGACAGUAAUGGUACACAUAGUUCUUCGAAAGCUGCAGCACAUUUAAUUGAAAUCGAUAUGUAUCAGAAGUACGGUGUAGAUCAAACAACAUCCGAACCCGGUGAAGAAGUUACUGAAUACAAUCCUCUAUCGUUUUGGAAGUAA
Molecule: messenger RNA, 330 nt
Organism: Rotaria socialis
Lineage: Eukaryota; Metazoa; Rotifera; Eurotatoria; Philodinida; Philodinidae
Source: the annotation of a GenBank genome assembly